AUGUCAAAGCUUAACUUCAAAGUCGUUGAUAUGGAGCAAGCCAUGCAAGAGCAGGCUAGAAGAGUAAUCCCUACCAAUAUUUCUAAUACUUACUUUUAGUCAAUCUUUGAGGCAUUCGAGAACCUUAGAGAAGAGAGAUUUAUUGCCAACAAGAUCAGAGAUGAUUUCGACAAGAUUUUUGGACCCUCAUGGAAUGUCAUUGUUGGUAAAAACUUUGGAUCACACGUAGUACAUCAAACCAAAUCAUAUCUUUUUGCUUCUUACGGUGAUGAUGAAAUCUAUAUUCUUAUUUGGAAAUCUGGUUGA
Molecule: messenger RNA, 306 nt
Organism: Stylonychia lemnae
Lineage: Eukaryota; Ciliophora; Spirotrichea; Sporadotrichida; Oxytrichidae
Source: the annotation of a GenBank genome assembly